This is a messenger RNA of Parnassius mnemosyne (clouded apollo), 4038 nucleotides long. The record is from the annotation of a GenBank genome assembly. Lineage: Eukaryota; Metazoa; Arthropoda; Insecta; Lepidoptera; Papilionidae.
UUGCUUCAUCCUGUAAAUAAUCCCACGAAUCGCAAGGAGAAUACGGAUGCAGUUGGUAUAAAUGUUGCUGUUAAUUCAACAACUGCCAUUCAUGAAAAUCAGAAGGAGUCAGAGCCAGAGUCAGUAGUCACAUGUUUUUUAAGUAAUUAUAGUCAAGUGUUGUUAGCAACGGCAUUAGUGAAAGCUGAAUCACUUAAAGGUGUUGAGAUGACAAUGCGAUGUUUGUUGGAUCAAGGGUCACAAGCUUCGUUUAUUACGGAGUCAGCAGUUCAAGCACUUGGACUGCAGAAGGUUCCAACAAAACUCGUAGUUUCAGGAAUAGGGGGUGAACACAGUUCUUUGCUUAAGUCAAGGUUUGUGGUGUUUAUUAGGUUGCGUUCACUCCACGAUCCCACAUUUUAUGUAGAAGCAAAGGUACACGUCCUCAACAAACUUACAACACUUCAGCCCUUUAAGAAAGUUGUAGUUAAGAUGUGGCCUGAAAUAGGCAAACUUAAACUGGCAGAUCCAAAAUUUGGUGUGCCUAAUAAAAUUGAUCUCUUACUUGGUGCAGAGUUAUUUGCUCAGAUUUUAGAAGAUGGUGUAAUCAAAGGUCCUUCUGGAUUACUUGUAGCACAGAAUACUAGACUGGGGUGGAUCUUAUCUGGUCAAAUUAACUCAACAUGUAUAGAUAGUUUUGAGUCAAAUAAAUGUAACACCAUCUUAAACUUUCAUUUGCAAGUUGAUGAAAAUGAAUUAUUGAAGAAGUUUUGGGAAUUAGAAGCAGAACCAACUGCUAGUACCUGUAAAAUAAUUUUCACUGAAGAGGAGCAAAAAUGUGAAACUAUUUUUGCUAAUACUACAACCCGAAAUGAUUCAGGUAGAUAUAUUGUAAAGCUUCCUUUUCGUGAUAAGGAUCCGAAGUGCCAGUAUGGCAAUUCCAGACACAUUGCUUUGCGACGACUUCACCUUUUAGAAAAAAGAUUGGCAAGGAAUUCAGAUUUAAAAGAAAGAUAUUCUGCCGUUAUUCGUGAAUACAUUGAUCUUAACCAUAUGGAAAUCGUACCAGAGGAAGAAAGGGACAAUCCUUGUGCGGUUUAUUUGCCUCACCAUGCCAUCAUUCGUGAGGAUAAGUCUACAACAAAGCUUAGAGUUGUUUUCGACGCUUCAUGUCCUGGUACCAACGGGAUUUCUCUUAAUCACGAUCUUAUGGUUGGCCCUGUUCUUCAGCCCGAGUUACGACAUUUAGUUAUGCGUUGGCGCGUACGACCCAUAUGCUUAAUAGCAGACAUAGUUAAAAUGUACAGACAAAUAGAGGUUUCCAAAAGUGACAAAGAUUUUCAGCGUAUUUUAUGGCAUGACGAAGAAGGUGAGUUACGCCAUUAUAGGCUACUACGUGUUACUUUUGGAACUGCAUCAGCACCUUAUCUUGCUGUACGUACUCUUCAGCAGUUAGCUUAUGAUGAGGGUAAAGAUAUGAUUUCAGCAGCUGAAAGAGUACUCCAAGACUUCUAUAUGGAUGACCUGAUGAGUGGUUGUGAAACAGUUGAAGAAGGUGUACAAGUGUACAAAGACCUUAAUAAAAUGAUGCAAAAGGGAGGUUUUCAACUUCAAAAAUGGGGAAGUAAUAGUAGAGAAUUAUUAGAAAAAACUGGAGAAGUGGUUAAAAGUCAAAGUGGAAACAUAGAACUAAAUGUUGGAAAAGAAAAUGAAAGUUUCACGAAGGUUUUAGGAUUAUAUUGGAAUAAUGUAACUGACAAUUUUGAGUAUCGUGUUCAGUUACCACAAAUAACAACUCCUGUUACAAAGAGAAAGGUUGUUUCAGAUAUUUCUAGGUUAUUCGAUCCAUUAGGAUGGAUAGCACCAGUAGUAAUUACUGCCAAAAUCUUCAUUCAGAAGAUUUGGAUGUCAGGUAUUGAGUGGGAUCAAGAAUUACCUUCUAAUUUGUUACAGGAGUGGCUUUAUUUUAGGAGUAAACUUUCAUUCAUUACAGGCUUUAGUAUUCCUAGAUGGAUAUUCACCAAUACGAAAGAACUUUUAGAACUACAUGGGUUUUGCGAUGCAUCUAACCAAGCAUACGCCGGAGUAGUAUUCGCUCGAGUUGUAAAAGAAAACGGCGAAGUUCAUGUAAGUUUGAUAGCAUCAAAAACUAAAGUGUCGCCAGUCAAACAAGUCUCCAUUCCACGUUUAGAAUUGUGUGGAGCUGUUUUGCUUUCUAAGCUGUUAUAUGAAGUAGCAAAGACUCUCUGCUUACCACUCAAUAGAGUACGAGCUUGGACGGACUCAACAGUGGUGCUUGCUUGGUUGAGCAGUCACCCGAGCAGAUGGAAGCCUUUUGUGGGUAAUAGAGUAUCUGAGAUUGUCACACAUUUCGGUCGUAAUCAGUGGUCUCAUGUGAAAUCUCAAGAUAACCCCGCUGAUUGUGCUUCUAGGGGUGUGAGUCCGGAAGUUUUAGAAACUUUAUAUUUAUGGAAACAAGGACCUGAUUGGCUGCAUCAGAAAAUAUUAAAACAGAACUCUGUUUGCAAUAAAAAUGUCCAGGAAUGGGAUACUAAUUUAGAACAAAGAUCGAAAUUAUGCUGCGUUGAAGUAUUACAUUUGAAAGAGGAUUAUAUUAUUAAUCGAUUUUCAUCCUUACGGAAACUUAUACGAGUGGUUGCUUGGUGUAGAAGAUUUUUCCUUUAUCGGAAUACUAUAAAACCUCGUUGGUUGACAUCAAAGGAGUUGCAAGAAGCUUUAAAUAUUUGUAUUAAAAAAUGUCAAAAACAAUAUUUUAAUGAUCGUAUUACCGAUAAGAAAGGAAAGUUUUCUUCCCUUAAUCCUUAUAAGGAUGACAAUGGACUUUGGCGAGUUAGCGGUAGACUGCAAUUGGCUCAAAUUGAAAUAGAACGAAAGCAUCCUAUUUUAAUUCCCCGUGCUUCUAACUUGGCUACACUAAUAGUUGCAAAUGCACAUGAGAAAACCUUACAUGGGGGCCCACAAUUAAUGAUUAACUUCAUUCGGUCAAGAUACUGGAUUAUUAAUUUAAAAAACUUAGUAAAAUCUUAUAUACACAAAUGUAUUACUUGCUUGCGCUAUACAUCUAGAGCUAAUAAUCCAAUCAUGGGCCAGUUACCUGCUGCCAGAGUGAGAGCAAGUAGACCAUUUAGUCAUAGCGGAGUAGAUUACGCUGGUCCAGUUGCAAUAAAAAUAGGAAAAGGCAGAGGAUAUCGGUCUACAAAGGGAUAUAUAUGUCUCUUUAUUUGCAUGGCAACUAGAGCUGUGCACCUCGAAUUAGUAAGUGAUCUUACUUCUGAAGCUUUCAUUGCAGCGUUUAAACGGUUUGUCUCCAGACGUGGACAUUGUUCCGAUUUAUGGAGUGACAACGCUACUACAUUCGUAGGUGCGGAUCGAAUAUUACAAGUCCUCCUAACAGAAGAAAGGUCCAGUGUGGCUGUUGAUAUUGCUGAUUGGCUCGCUAAUAAUGGAACUUACUGGCACAGAAUUCCACCCUAUAGUCCUAAUUUUGGAGGUCUAUGGGAAGCAGGUAUUAAGUCUACAAAAAGCCACCUCAAAAGAGUGAUAGGCAACUCUUUGUUGACAUUUGAAGAAUUUAGUACAGUGUUGUCUCAAAUCGAGGCUUGUCUGAACUCGAGGCCAAUAUCAAGAAUAAAUAAUAACAUGGAUGAUCCAUUCCCUCUCACACCGGGACAUUUCUUGGUUGGGGAACCAUUGGUUCUCGUUCCAGAUGAAAAUUAUUUAACUUCUAAUAUAAAUUCGCUUAAACGUUGGCAGAUCACCCAACGUAUGGUGCAAACUUUUUGGAAGCGAUGGUCUCGUGAAUAUCUCACACAAUUUUUACAACGCCAUAAGUGGAAAGGGCAUACUCCUGACCCAAAAAUCGGAGAUGUUGUACUGGUGAAGGAGGACGAUCUUCCUCCGGCUAGGUGGCUCUAUGGGAUAAUUAUAGCAAAACAUCCUGGUUUUGAUGGAGUUACCCGUGUGGUGUCUUUACGAUGCAAAGGUGUUACUAUUAAAAGACCAGUAUCAAAAAUUUGUGUUUUGCCUAUUACUGAAUGA